Nasonia vitripennis (jewel wasp) is the source of this 3698-nucleotide messenger RNA. RefSeq lists its product as uncharacterized. The transcript has 2 exons. The coding region runs from base 1530 to 3407 and encodes 625 amino acids. Lineage: Eukaryota; Metazoa; Arthropoda; Insecta; Hymenoptera; Pteromalidae. The record is from RefSeq and is a predicted model, not a curated record.
CACACAUUAUUGUUAAAUGUUUUUAGAACUAUACGCAACUUUAAUUUGAAGUCUUUUAUGGAGCAAAUCGAGAGAAAAACAUCAAAAACGAAAAAAAACUUUUCCUAUGGAAUGCGAUAUUUGCAGUAAAAAGGCAAUAAGCCAGUUAAAAAUUUUUAAUUUAGUUAGCAUUAUAUAGAAACUUGAUCCCUAAUUUCUUUAAGCUAUUUAUAAAACCAGUUAGUUUCAUAGGUACUAAGGUUGGAAAAUUUUAUUUAUGUAACUCAAGAUUUUCGCAACUACACUGAAAAAAAAAACAGCUGUUUCUGCUGUAGAACACGGCAGUUUUAUAGUCCAGUAAAAUUAGCUGUGAAAUCGCCCUGCGGUAGAAGUGGCUGCAUUUUGGAUAUUUGGUAAAUCGGGGUCGGAAAAGCCGAUUCUGAAAUUUGCAGCUUCCUAGAAUGAGGGGUUCUAUGCGAAAACAGCGUGCGAAAGUUAUUUUUGCUCAUAUCACGAGAUCGGCUUGACCUAUGAGAAAAUGGCUGGCAUCAAUAGAAAGAGCGUUAAAUUUUGCAUUGGAAACGAUUUUUUAAUCGAUUCCGAUGAGCGCAAAGUUCCGAAAUAAUUAAUGAAAAAGAAAUUUGCUUGGUGUAGAGGCAGGGGAGGGGAGUGCGCAGACGACAUGGCCGCCGCCGCUCUCUCCGCGCGCAGCGGCGGGACGGCGGGAACCGAGACGCGUUUGAAUGCGUCAUGCGAAAAUAUUUUUGAUUUCGCGGCGACACUCAGAAAACUUUGUAAAUUACUUGAAUAACAUUUUUUUGUUAGACCUAUUUUUUAAUAGAAAGAUAAAAAUGUUAAUUUAAAGUUAUACAAAGUUUUUAUACAAAGUUAUAAAUGAUCCUGACCAUCACAACUUAUUUAUUUUUAACUCUGUGUUUAUUAACAACUCCGUUUUGAAAUAUAAUUAUUUUUAUAACUCCUUUUAUGGUUCUUGAUUUUUCUAUAUAAUAAAAAGUAUUAGUAUUUUCAAAAUCAUAGCUAUACUAUACUAUUUGAUGUUCUUUAUUUUACGAAAGCAUGAAACAUAUGAAACGUAAUUUAUAUACUACUAAAUUUUUGGUAAUCUCGAAAUAGAAUUUCGAAAAAAACAUUUUAAUUCAGAUUAUUUAGUGCGAUAUAAAUACCAGUGUCUCAAAUGCACUCUGGAAAAAAUCAUUCGCGACGUAUCAUAUAACCGAACUCAUCCAAACAUCCUGUCACCGCAUACUAAAUGUUUAUAAAUUAUGAAUGUCAACGCCACUUUCUCAGUUCAUUACUCGAGCUGGUUAAUCAUAGGUCAGAACACUUUGGUAUCUCAUCGAAGUAACAUCGUGCUCUAAAGAGUGUAUUCCAGAGUCAUUUUUAACUAAAAAUCUAUUAGAAAUCAAAAAAUUAUUGUUUUUUGAGUGUGUGCCUUCACAGUUUUUUAAUUUGUGAUACCAGCUUAUUGAUUGGUUUCUGAAUCCUAGAAGAAUAUUUUAUUAUUUUCGAAGAAUUUAUUCAGAAUUACGAUGUUUUGCUUGAUAUUUGCACUAGCUUUUCUAUUACAUAUACGUGGAGAUGAAAAUUCACCCUAUGAAUUAAUACCUAUAACGACACCAAUAUUACGAGAAGAGCUGUUUCAAGCCAAACUUUACCAUGAGAUUUGGACGACGAUCCAUUUUGUUGACAUACUUGAGUUAGAAAGCCAUGCAAAUGAGGUGAAUACAACAUUACAAGAUCUUCGAAAUCAAUGUUCUACAUUUAAACCGUGCAUUUAUGGAAUAGAGUUAGAUCAUAUGUAUAAAAGUCUUUAUUCAAUUCAACAAAAAAUUGAUUUUUUAGUCUCCUUAAGCGAUAAGAAAAGUGAAAAAAGAGGGUUAUUUAAUAUAGUCGGAACAAUACAACAUUUUUUAUUUGGCACUAUGUCAGCCGACGAUGCCGAAAGAAUUGAUAAACAAAUAGAUGACGUAUAUAAUCAUAUGGGCCACAUAGCGACACUUUUAAAUGACCAAACAGCCAUUAUCAAGAGUACUCUGCGCAAAUUUAUAAAUAUAACUGAAAAUUAUAAACAAAAUAUGAAAAUUAUCAAGGAUGGAAUCAUUACAGUCCUGAAUGAACAUUCUUUUAAUGAUAAUAUGCUAAAAUGCAUUUUAAAUUUAAAUAUUCAUAUAGAUAAUUUAUUAGGUAAUGUCAAUCUAAUCUAUGACUCGAUUGUUGAUGGAAAACUUGGAGUUGUGUCGCCUAGAUUAAUAUCACCCACAAAAUUUAUGGACGCUUUACGCACAAUACAUUCAAAAUGGUUUCACCAAGACUUACUAUUUCCUUUAAAUAAAAAUUAUUAUGUAAUGUACAUGAAAAUUAGUAAGAUUAACAUUAUUUUGUCCGCUGGUAAACUUAUUUAUGUAUUUCAUACGCCAAUACCAACUGGCUAUCAUUAUACUGUGUACAAAUUCACACCAAUACCCAUGUCAGGAUGGAAACGUUACUAUAUAUUUGACAGUAUUAAAAAUCAACCUGUUGCUGUCGAUUCAAAUUUUACAGAGUAUAGCGUAAUUGAUUUAAAUGUUUGUACAUCUAUAAAUGAUUUUAAAAUUUGCGAGAUAACAUCUGCCGUUCAUACAUUUAACGAGGAAGAAAGUUGUUAUGCACAUUUGAUAAAAUACAAAGAUGAUAAUGGCUGUUCUAGAAAAUAUUUUGAUUUGCAAGCUGAUUUUGUUUUGGCUCUGAGUAAUGGUUUUAGUUGGUAUAUUUUACCAACCAAUAAAGAAAAUAUAUUCAUAACUUGCGGCGAUUCUAAAUCAGAUUUAUAUGUGACUAUUACGAAGCCUCAUAUAUUACGACUCAAUUCAAAUUGUAAAGGAUACUCUAAGAACCAUAAGUAUUUACCAAGAAGUCACGGCAAUGAAACAAAAAUUUCAGAAUAUAAAAUUAACAUUCAAUUUCUACCAGUUGAGCAGAUAGCUCUAAAUACAUCAGCUUUAAAACUACCUGUAUUUACUUCAUCUAAUGUUGACACUUCUGAAAUUUUAAAUUCAGCAAAAAAUAUUGAAGAUAUCAUGAAAGAUUUAGAAAUUAUUACAUCUAAUCAUAACUACCAUUCACGGCUGCUUACGGGUUAUAGUAUCUUUCAUUAUACUAUGUAUACUAUUGCCACUAUUUCAGUAUUUUAUAUCCUUUAUAAAACUGGAAUACUCAAUUGCAUUUCAAUUGCUUUUAAAUUUUGUCUAUUUCGACUGUGUCCAAUAUGUAUGAAAUGCAAAAAUAAUAAUGAUGAACGUAAUGAAGCUGCUAUACCAUUUCAAACUACGAAUGUCCAAAUACGCGAAGAAAAUAUUGCUGCUCAACCAUCAACGUCUGCAGAUGAUCGAUCUAUUGUUCGAUAUGAUGCACGUGCUCCAAUAUCAUAAAAAGUUUAUGUAUAAUUUCAGUGAUGAUCCUAUUUGAAUAUUUUAGAUAUAUUUGAAGCUAUAUUUUAGAUUUAUAGUAUAUUUCAUACAACUAUAUGAAGUUUAUACUGCAUUAUUCUGUACUACCAUAUUAUUUAUAUUAACAAUUGUACGCAUCUUGUACAAGCAUGCAAUAUAACAAUUAUAUAAGAGUUUAAAAAGUAUUUUGUAAUAAUUAUGAUGACCUUAUGUAAUAUCAACUUAUGAUACCUUAUAUAAUAUCAAUAUUAUCAAUAAAUUUAAAAUAAAAAU